AUGGAUCAAUCUUCUCCUCCUGUUCACAAACUCUUCACCUACGGGACUCUGAUGAACAUACCUAUCCUUGAGCGUGUCUUAGGGAGAACGGUAGAUGAUCUGAAAUUUAUGCCUGCUAUUCUUCUAAAUCAUUCUAGACUAAAACUUCUUGAUGCGGAUUACCCAGCUGCUGUUCCAGUUUCUACAGCAAAAUCCAUCCUGGGGCGAGGAUUGACCGCCGAGGAGAGUGAGGUACACGGCAGACUCAUCAUUGGUCUCACGCCGACUGACCUAUUGCGUCUGGAUCGAUUUGAAGGUGAAGGAGAGCGUUACAACUCCAUGAUCCUAUCUGUCACUGUUAUUGAUGAAUCGCAAGACAACUCCAUCUCCUCAAACGACGAGCAAACUAUUUUAGGAGAUAACGUCGAGGCUUCAGUAUACAUUUAUUCAGAUGGAUUGAGAUCAAAUCUAGCGCCCGUCUUCUGGACUCAUGAAGAGUUUUCAAAGAAUCAUCUCCUGAAAUGGACUCAGGACCAACUCGCAGAAUUCGACAUAUUUGAGGAACGAAGAGAGAUAUAGGAGUUUGCUUUGCCUUAUGCUGAUGUUGUUCAACUAGAUCAUCACCUCAUGUCUCGAGAAUCUGUGGUUAACCUCAACAUUCUUUUCGGAUAGUGAGCAUAUCGCGUCAUAAACACGUAUAAACCUUUCAUUAUUUGAUACAUUUGUGUUUCAUCAAAUCCUCAAAACACGCGCUUCAGCAUUAUGAUAUAAAUUAACAUC
Melampsora larici-populina 98AG31 is the source of this 759-nucleotide messenger RNA. RefSeq lists its product as uncharacterized. Bases 1 to 558 code for a protein of 185 amino acids. The record is from RefSeq and is a predicted model, not a curated record. NCBI's taxonomy places the organism in Eukaryota, Fungi, Basidiomycota, Pucciniomycetes, Pucciniales, Melampsoraceae. The transcript has 4 exons.